Oreochromis aureus is the source of this 1285-nucleotide messenger RNA. RefSeq names its product cornifelin homolog B-like. The record is from RefSeq and is a predicted model, not a curated record. NCBI's taxonomy places the organism in Eukaryota, Metazoa, Chordata, Actinopteri, Cichliformes, Cichlidae. Bases 272 to 694 code for a protein of 140 amino acids. The transcript has 5 exons.
UUGAGCUCCGUCAUUGGGGCGGCGUAUUAAGAAGAAGCCAGAGUGGGAGUUGUUAUUGCAGCAUUUGUGGUAACAUUUAAACAUUUAAAGUUCUCUGGUGUAUGUCCCUGCUGCUGUACUUCAAGUUGUAACCUUGUUUCCUGUGAUCUUUCACUCAUCUGGCCGGACCGCAUCACCAUAUCUGGAUUCUCAGAGAAACUGAACCCUGCAAAUAUUAAGCUUCCUGGAUUAAACUACAGUGUGACAAAGAAAGAGAGAAGAAGAAGAAGUCAUGGCUACCAUCCACCAGCAGACCACUGAGGUGGUGACAGUCACCAGGGCUUUUCAAAACUCUAGCCAAUGGAGCACCGACCUCUGUGACUGCUGCUCUGAUAUGGACACCUGUUGCUGCGGCUUUUGGUGUUUCCCCUGCAUGCAGUGCAUGACAGUUAGUAAACAUGGAUGGUGCUGCUGUGCACCACUCCUGGAUAUUUGCGGCGUGGUGUCCUGCUUACUCCGCCAGUCCAUGAGAGAGCAACACAACAUCGAAGGUUCUGGCUGUGAGGACUGGUGCACAGUACUUUUCUGUUACCCGUGUGCCUGGUGCCAGAUGCAUCGUGAGCAGAAGAUCAGGGAGAACCAGCCCGCCAGCACAACUGUGGUCACCACGCAGGUCAUUCGUGGAUAUGGUACAACCAGUGUGGCUGUUGGCUAAGGGCCUAUGUCACCACUGAAGCCAUAUUUUUUGACUUUUGCUGACUUAUUAAUGUGCCGAAUGGUAUAUGAGGAAAGAUUUGUGUCUGGCCAUAAAAAUACUUCUAUUUUACACAAUAUUGUGGCUGAAUUUGUAAUAGUCUUCUUCUACAGAGCUGAGUUUAACCAGUGUUCAAAUAAAAACUAUUCAAAUUCACUAUUCAAAUAAGGACAUCGUAAGUAAGACCUUCCAUACUACUCUUUAUAUACUCAUGUUAUAAUGAAUUUACUGUACACUGGGCGAUGGUCAUUACCCAUUGCUCGUUUUUGAUGCACUUCCCAAUCACACAACACUGCUUUGUGCUUAUUCUUUGACAGUAUUUACAUCUAUCUUUGUGUUCCUGCCAUCAUCAGUAUAAACAAGGUGACUUCCAUCCGCAAACUCAUCAUUGUAAUUAGUUCCAGCACUUCACUGUAACGCACUCUCCUUCUACUUUGUUUUUCUCAUGAUUAGUCCUGCAGUAAUGAGGGGUGGGUAAGACAUUUGCACAGUACUGUAUCUGUUUUAUUUGAAAGUUGAAAUCAUUAAACUGAUUAAAUGAUUCAAACUGUU